CCUCUCCCAUUGGCCGCGCGUCACGUGCGUUUGACGUACGGCGCCGCGCUCGCUCCCAUUGGUCGCGCCGGGUGCGCGGGGGGCGGCUUGGCGCUGCGCCCGAAGCAUGGCCGCGCGGUCGACGCCGCGCGCCAGCGGAGUGCCGGGAUGCAACGGGAGCAGCACGAUCCGCGCGAGCUGGAGCUCGCCGCGGCCGCGGCCGCCGCCGCCGCCGCCGGCGGUGAGUGGGCGUCGCGCUGGAGUCUCGAACCGCCGCAGUGUCCGCCGCCGCAGAGGGGUAACCCCGUGAACGUGGUCGGCGGGGUGGUUCAUCCGCCGCCGCCCGAGAGUCCGACGCAACAGCAGGUGGCCGCGUUAGCGGCGGGCAAGAGGAGCUCGGAGCAGCGCAUCCGCAGGCCCAUGAACGCCUUCAUGGUGUGGGCCAAAGGAGAGCGCAAGCGGCUCGCCGACGAGAACCCGGACCUACACAACGCCGACCUGAGCAAGAUGCUCGGCAAGAAGUGGCGCAGCCUGACGCUCCAGGAGCGGCGGCCGUUCGUCGAGGAGGCCGAGCGGCUGCGGUUACAGCACAUGCAGGACUACCCCAACUACAAGUACCGGCCGCGGAGACGCAAGCACGCCAAGCGCGGGUCGCGCCGGGGUAGCCCCUCGCAGCCCGGCAGCCCCGACGAGGGCGGCGGCAACGGCGGCGGCGGGGGCCUCCAGACGCCUCCGGACUCCAGCCCGGCCAGGGGUAGCCCCCCGGACUGCAGUAGCCGGCUCAUGGCCGAGAUGCCGUACGAAACGCCCGUGCCGCCGACGCCCGAGCUCUCUCCCAUGGAACCCGAAGACUGCUGCGGUCCCAUCGACGACGGCACGGGCAGCCACCUGUCGCAGCUGAUGUGCAAGUUCAACGACAAGUCCAUGUUCCUCAAGAACGUCCGGCCGCCGUACCGGACCCACACGCAGCGGGGCCUCGGUCCCCCGGGGCUGACGCAGCAGCACAUCUGCACGACGGCCAACACGACCAUGACGACGAGCGGCUACUCGUUCCAGAGGACGCCGCCGGCGUCCUACUACUCCCCCAUCUACGCGGCUACCUCCCCGUACGGUCCACCUCAGGGCGACCUACCCCAGGACUCCUACUACGGGGCGACGGAGCAUAUGUACGCGCCGCAGCCACCGCAGGAGACGUUCCUGGAGCACAGCGACCUGGUCCAGUUCCUGGACGCCGCCACGGCCGCGUCGCCCGUCUGCACGACGGCGGGCGGCUACGCGCCGCUGCCGCCGCUCGGCGCGGGCGAUCACGCCACGUACGAGACGCUCGGCUCGGAGCCGCCGCCGUGCGGCAUCGAGUACGCGACGAUGCCGCCCCAGCCGCAUCACCCGUACGGCCUCUACCAGACGCACCACCACCACAGUCAUCACCAGGGCGACCUGCACCACCAAGAACCCGGCGCGGGCAUCAUCGCGGCGCUGGCCGAGACGCGACACAUCAUGUCGUGAUGGUGACAGUAAAUUUUGUUUGUUUGUUGUUGCGCGGGAAGACGGCGUGCUUCUGCUCUCGGUGUGUUUCUCUGCCGGCCGUGGUUGAACUGCCGUCGAUUCCGUUUCCUCGGCGUCUCCUUCCUCCCCGGAGGGCCAGCCAUCGCUCGUGGGUGCGUGCGUGUUUCCGAAGCAUGUUCGUGUGCGUGUGUGUGUCUGUGUGAUUCGAGAGCGCGCACUGGUACUACUACACCCCCGCCGCCUGUACAGAAGAGACUCCUGCCUUACGAAGCUGUAGUGCACCGUUGUGCCUAUAACGCGAAAACCGUGUGGCUGCAGCGGCAGCGUGCGUGCGUGCGUGUGUGUAUAGCCCGCGCCAAGCAGCGCCCGAACGACGAAGUCCGUCACGGACUGCCUGCCGACAAAACCGCGGGGGAUCACCGCGGCGUUCGCUACGGUUGCGUGACCGUCGACAUGCACUCUUGCGCACGCCUCGCCGCACCUCCCUUCCACCCACCCGCCACUCGUCGACCGAUGAUGCCGUACCGCCGCUGCAGCAGCGCGGUCGUCGUUGAACGUCGCCUUCGUGGCUCUCCGCGUUGGGUCGCUGUUGCUGUGAUCGCUGCACUGCGCGACCGCCCCCUUGCAAUGUGUAAAAAAAGGAGAAAAAGAAGAAAAGCCAAAAAAUGGAGACGAAAGAGAUGAUAAAGACACGAGAUACAAGAAGAAAGAGAGAUGUUUUAUAAGACGAGAUGUGGUCGCGCAAAACAAGGCCUCUCCGCGGUGUGCGCAUGUCUGUUGUUAUGCGAGCGCCGCCGCCCCAAGCGGCGGCCUCGGCCCGAACCUCCCCCCCCCCCCCCCCCUGCCUGAUCUGCUGCCGCAACCGCGAGGCCCUUCUCACUGUGCAAUAAAUGAACACCACCGUCCGUUCUAUUACACACAA
Molecule: messenger RNA, 2407 nt
Organism: Dermacentor andersoni
Lineage: Eukaryota; Metazoa; Arthropoda; Arachnida; Ixodida; Ixodidae
Biological process (GO): positive regulation of transcription by RNA polymerase II; cell differentiation
Cellular component (GO): nucleus
Molecular function (GO): RNA polymerase II cis-regulatory region sequence-specific DNA binding; DNA-binding transcription activator activity, RNA polymerase II-specific
Source: RefSeq, a predicted model, not a curated record